UAAGAUGUGCCUUUGUGCUACACCACCACCAUGUCUAUGAGUUAACAUUUUGUUUUCAUAUCAUUGUUUUCUUUAAUUUUACAGAGGUUUUUAUUAAAUUUGUGAAGUUAACGUGUUCCUCAAUACAGAAGGUUUAUUCUAACCAUAUUUUUUUUUAUUUGGCAGAUAUUGUUGUUUUCUUUUAAUGAUACUGUUGUAGGACUAUGAAUUAUGUCUGUAGCAGUGACUUUGUGUGUUUUUAGAAUUGAAUUAAGUGAUAAUUGUUGUGUUGAACUUUCGGAUCGAAAAGACUUUUCUGCAAUGGCUGCAGAUAAGAUAAGGAUGGCUCGAGGAAGACGUCAAAUGAAAGACAUUACUAUUGAAACGUACACAAAUAAAUCUGGGGAGCAGAGUCAAAGAAGUUUACUUUCUGGGUCACAGUCAAAAAUUGCAACAUUCGAAUGCUCGUCUUUAGAAAGUGAUCCGAAAUCUCUUAAAUUAUUUUCCAAGGAUUCUGAAAAGCCUAAUGCCAAACAAAAGAUUGAAAUUGCCUUUAUUUCAGGAAAUCCAUUUGUCGAGGGGACUAAAGGAAUCUUGCAUCUGUUUAAAGAAAAUGAACUGACUUCUGUUGAUAGUGCAUCAUUGUGUAGUCAGACAGUUUGUAUACUAGCAGUGCCUGCAACAAUGACAUGUCAUGAUCUUUUGACUUUUACAGCAGCAUGCCAUGAAGAUAUUAGUCAUCUUCGCAUAAUAAAAGAUGGGUCACCAAAUCAGUAUAUGGCUCUGCUUAAAUUUAGGACACAACAGGCUGCUUCAGAAUUUUAUUCCUCCUUCAAUGGCGUUCCUUACAAUUCCUUAGAGCCUGAUUCUUGCUGCCAUUUGGUAUUUGUUUCACGAGUCGAAAUCCUUCACGAAGGGGAAGGUGCUGCUCUAUCACCACCCAACCACACAGAGCUCCCUACAUGUCCCGUGUGUCUGGAGAGAAUGGAUGAAUCGGUCGAUGGCAUCUUGACAAUCUUGUGUAACCACACAUUCCACUCUAGCUGCUUGGCGAAGUGGGGUGACACAACUUGUCCCGUGUGUCGAUUUGUCCAGACACCUGAGGUCGUGGCAGAGAACGGUUGCAUGGAAUGUUAUUCUUCAGAGUCUCUAUGGAUAUGCCUUAUUUGCGGUCAUGUUGGCUGCGGAAGAUACGUGAAAGGUCAUGCGUAUGAACAUUACCUCCAGACUCAGCAUUGCUAUGCCAUGCAGCUGGGCAGCAAUCGUGUCUGGGACUACGUGGGUGAUAACUUCGUACAUCGUCUACUUCAAAACAAGGGAGAUGGCAAGUUAGUGGAAGGUUGCACAGGGAAGCUACAAGCAGAUGAUAAGUUAGAUUCGGUUCAGCUGGAGUUCACGUAUUUGCUCACAUCACAGCUGGACUCUCAACGUCUUUAUUUUGAGGAGAAACUGGCACGCCUGGAAAAUGAAUCGAUGGCAGAAGCAGCAGAGUUGAAGGACAAAGCAAAGAAGGCAGUGCAAGAUGGUGAAAGUCUGAACGACAAGAUAUCGGCGCUGACGCGCGAAAAGCAGCAGACGGAGAGGAAGAUGCAACAGAUGGCGAGCAAGCUUGCUGCGACCCAGUCGGAGCUCCACGACGAGCGGCAGAUGAGCCGCGCACUGCAGCAGAACCUCGCCACCUGGCAGACAAAGUUCACGUCCUUGGAGCAGCAGUUCCACGAGUUCAAAGAUGCCAAAGAGAAGGAACUGCUGGAUGUAAAGGAACAGUUGCGUGAUGUCAUGUUCUUUCUGGAGGCUCAGAAGCAAAUCUCUCAGUCGGAAGAUCGUGAGGAGAUAGCCGAGGGACGCAUCGUGAUAGGUGAACCAAGUGCUAACCCGUCAGGCAGCAAGACACGUCGUAGGCGAAAACAUCAUUAAGAGUGAUAGGUUUAUAAAUUUCAAGCUAUGCUUGCGAUUUCAACUUAUCUCUAGCCAUGGUGACCAAUUGUAUAAAUAUGUAGGUAUACUAUGUAACUGUGUAAGAAAUAUAUGGCUCAUUUUUUUUUUUUUAAUUCCUACAGGUUAGACUUAUAGAAAUAUGUAUCACAUGGAGUUGGGGAAAUUUCUCACUGUGUAUGAACAUGUCUUAAGUGCUUUUUCCAGAAGCUGAUGGACCAGUUUAUUACCCAAAGUUUAGUUUAAAACUAUUGCUUUAUGCCAAAAGUGGUGUUGCACAGUGACUGUAGUAUUGUAACAUUACCAGAUGUCAUAAAGAUACUCUGGUAACGCUAUGUGUUUAAGCAGAGUAUUCAAUAUUUUGUGCAACCCAAUGAGCUGAAUUUGGUUUCAUCAAACAGCAGCAGCUGGUUGAAGCAUUGCCUAGGCAUGUCAAUUUGAUGUAUUUAUUAAAUAAAUUAAUUUGCUAUUUUGCUAUUUAGGUGAAAUAAAUAUUAGGCCCACAUUGGAA
Bacillus rossius redtenbacheri is the source of this 2425-nucleotide messenger RNA. Its product is annotated as BRCA1-associated protein. Gene Ontology annotation, molecular function: ubiquitin protein ligase activity; zinc ion binding. The record is from RefSeq and is a predicted model, not a curated record. Gene Ontology annotation, cellular component: cytoplasm. Bases 211 to 1896 code for a protein of 561 amino acids. The transcript has a single exon. Lineage: Eukaryota; Metazoa; Arthropoda; Insecta; Phasmatodea; Bacillidae. Gene Ontology annotation, biological process: Ras protein signal transduction; protein ubiquitination.